AUGUUGAAGAGAUUCGCCAACCACGAAUUAGGAGAAUCAGCUAGCCGUCGUGUUAGUUAUCAUAGUAAAGCAGAUUAUGCUAAAUCUUCACGAGCAAUGUGUCACGGAUGUGAUGAAAAGAUCGAACACAAUCAAUUACGGAUAGCAUUGAUGUUACAAGACGAAGAAGGCUACAAGAGUACCGCUUGGAAUCAUUUCGACUGUUUUUGGAAACAUCCUGAAACACGGAAAUUGGAAGGAGCUCGUGAAAUUUAUGAUUUCGACACACUUAAACGAGCUGAUCAACAACGAAUAGUGAAAGCAUUUGAAGAACUCAAUGCAAGAAACGCUGCGGCAACAAAGCAACGGAAAAAUCGUCAAGAAACAAAGAAAAAGAAAGUUAAACGCAUCCAAUAA
Adineta ricciae is the source of this 396-nucleotide messenger RNA. The record is from the annotation of a GenBank genome assembly. Lineage: Eukaryota; Metazoa; Rotifera; Eurotatoria; Adinetida; Adinetidae.